AUGGACUCUGACUCUGACAUUCCCGAGCCGCCGCUGCUGCUCCCACACCUCGCGGGCCCACUCGGGCACAGCUCGAGCGGUCUAAAACUGCUUACACCAGCACAAAAGCUACGGAAGAAAGAGCUGCGCGAUGAACUUCAUAGAUUGAAGUUGUUGGAGGAUGAAUAUCGUGAAGAAUACAACCGAAAAAAAGAUGAAUGGACUUCCUCGCACAAGGAGUUGGUAGACCAACUUGCCGCUCUCGAUGAGUCAUAUAAGACCGAGAUAGAGCCGGACGAGAAGCGAUUGGCUGAUGUCGAGGAUGCUGGUGUAGUUAUCCCAGAGGGGGUUUUACCCCCCACAAGGGACCUUACCGAAGGACAAAAGUUGAGGAAAAAGGAACUGAGAGAAGAGAUUACCCGACUAAAAGAACUUGAGCGAGAACACCACGAAGCUCUUCAAAUUAAGACGGAACAAUGGGACACUGCUCGGAAAGCUUUAGUGGAUGCUCUGGAACGCCAUGACUCUGAACGCCAAGAGUCGUUUGCCCCUGACUACAAGUUAUCGAAAGAGUUAGACGAGAAGAUCAAGUCCGCUGUCUCGGAAAUCAAGGGUCUCGUGUAA
Aspergillus neoniger CBS 115656 is the source of this 603-nucleotide messenger RNA. RefSeq lists its product as uncharacterized. NCBI's taxonomy places the organism in Eukaryota, Fungi, Ascomycota, Eurotiomycetes, Eurotiales, Aspergillaceae. The coding region runs from base 1 to 603 and encodes 200 amino acids. The record is from RefSeq and is a predicted model, not a curated record. The transcript is spliced from 3 exons.